CGGUUGCUAGGCACAAAUCAAAAUAACCUAUAAAAAUGUGUAUAGAUUUAUUUAAUUAGAGCUUACUUUGCAAUAGAAAACAAACGAAUGUCAUUCUUGAAAGUCAAUAGAUAAAAAGAUUGCAUUUUAAAUAGAGAAAAGACUUGACUUAUCUUGAGAAAAACAAACGACGAGGAUAAAAGUAGUGAUGUGUAACUUGUGAACUGCUCUAUUUAUUGAUAGAUCUAAAUUAUUGACUGGAUUUUAUAUUUAAUUUGCUAGACGCUGUUGAUGAUGACGGGAAAACAACCGUCUUAUAUAGAGCCACCAUGGGACAGGGGCUUUGUCACCUAUGAUGAGGUUAUGGCAGACAGAGAAAAUGUUGUAAGAUUGGAGAAGAAUGUAAAUCAGAGGGCAACAUGGAAUGAAAAGCUUGAGGAGUCUAGUUGGGGGAAACGAAUCAGAUCAGAGGCAGAUGUUAUCAAAGCUGAAAUGAGAAUGGCUGCAAAAGCAGCAUUAUCUGUCCGACGGGUGGCUCUAAAACAGUUAUUGGAAAAGGAAUAUGAAAUAUGGGAAAAAGAACUCAGUUUAAAAGGAAAAACAUUCUACAAACAGAGGAUAUAGACAUUAAAGUGUUCAUUGUAAUAGAAAAUUAAACAACUAUCAAAAUUUCUUUUGUAAUUGUUAACAAUUAAACACAAGUUAACAUUCUACAAGGGCCUGGUAAAAAAAGAAUUUAAAAUAAUUGUGCAUGUAAAAUAUCAGUAAAUUAAUUACUUUUUUCAUAGUUACUUACACUUUGUUUAUUUUUACAGAAUGAUUCUUUACAUAUUGGAAAAGAAAUUGCAUAUUGUGGGUAAUGUAAAAAUAUUGUAGAAGAUAAUUAUUUGUUACUCAAACUUUGUCAAUUACAGUCAAUGAGGUCUUCACUUUAACUUUACUAUUUUGUCAUUUUCAUUUAUUGAAAUACAAGAAUGGAAUUGUGUGUCUGUAUUUUAAUGUUCAUGUCUUUUACUUUGAUCAGUAUUACAGCUUUAUUACAUUUUAGAAGUCAAUAUUUUAUGAACAUGGGAUAAAAACUGUAUAUUUAGGUUUCACCCAUUUUUCAUAAAGAAUUACCAAAGAUAUUAACAAAAUUACAAAUACAGCAUUAUUUUAAAGGCCUAAUGGUCAUAAAAAGUAUUGCUAUUAUAUAUUUUUACUAUCAGCAUUUAUUAUUAGUUAGGUUUUUAAAGACUAUGUUUAAAAUAAGUUUGUUUUUUUAUAUUUUUUUAGUUAUACAUGUGAGAUGAAAUGAGGUUUUAUAAAGCUAUUGAUCUGAAUAAAGUAUGUUUAAUAUGAUAUCUCUUCAAACCUUGGGAAACUAUUUUGCAAUAUUUAUAUUGAAAAAUGCAUUUAAGUACAAUUAGGUAGAGAAUUAUCAAAUUGAAAACAAACUUUCAGUGACAAUUGUGUAGAAUUUAUGUUCUGCUAAAAAUGUGAUUUAUUAUUGAACACAUCUGUGAUAUACAGGACUAGUAUGUGAUUAACAUACAAGUUGUUGCUUUAAUCAAACUUUAUAAUUAUACAUUUAUAGUUAUUGUAUUAUGUAAAUAAAAAGUUUGAAUGCUCAA
Ruditapes philippinarum (Manila clam) is the source of this 1592-nucleotide messenger RNA. RefSeq names its product cilia- and flagella-associated protein 141-like. The transcript is spliced from 4 exons. The record is from RefSeq and is a predicted model, not a curated record. NCBI's taxonomy places the organism in Eukaryota, Metazoa, Mollusca, Bivalvia, Venerida, Veneridae. The coding region runs from base 271 to 603 and encodes 110 amino acids.